CUAUUUUACAGUCACAUGACUGCCAUCUGUUAGUAUACCAGUUGUCGUAUUAAUUAGUUAUCAAUUGUUUAAUCAAAAAAUUUAUUUGAAACACAUUUACAGUUAUAUUGAUUACUGUUAGGAAAGUGCGGCACAAAUACAUUGAAUCCAUUGAAUGGAGGUAUUGAUGAACAACGGCCUCAAAAUCCCUGGCAUUGGAUUGGGCACUUAUCUCAUCAAAGACAAGGAGGUCUGCAAAACAAUAGUCGCGCAGUCAUUGAGGACAGGCUAUCGACUUAUCGAUACGGCCGCUGUUUAUCAGAACGAGGAAUAUAUCGGAGAAGUGAUCGAAAACUUACACGAAUUUGGUCUCAAGAGAGAGGAUGUGUUUAUAACCACUAAACUGAGUCCAUCAGAUCAGGGCAGAGGCACUGCGCGAACAAAAGUGUUGGAAUCGAUCGCAAAGUUGAAGACUCCUUAUGUGGACCUGGUUUUGAUCCAUUGGCCUGGAACUCGUGGUCUCGACCACACGGACCCUAAGAAUGCAGAGCUAAGGAAAGGUAGUUAUGAGGACUUAGAGGACUUGCAUUCGGAGGGUUUCAUCAAAUCGAUUGGUGUUUCCAAUUAUACGAUCAAAAUGUCAGAUACGGCCGCUGUUUAUCAGAACGAGGAAUAUAUCGGAGAAGUGAUCGAAAACUUACGCGAAUUUGGUCUCAAGAGAGAGGAUGUGUUUAUUACCACUAAACUGAACCCAUCAGAUCAGGGCAGAGGGACUGCGCGAACAAAAGUGUUGGAAUCGAUCGCAAAGUUGAAGACGGAUUAUGUGGACCUGGUUUUGAUCCAUUGGCCGGGAACUCGUGGUCUCGACCACACGGACCCUAAGAAUGCAGAGCUAAGGAAAGGUAGUUAUGAGGACUUAGAGGACUUGCAUUCGGAGGGUUUCAUCAAAUCGAUUGGUGUUUCCAAUUAUACGAUCAAACAUAUGGAAGAACUGCUAAAUCACUGCAAAGUCUUGCCGGCAGUGAAUCAGGUGGAAUUCCAUCCGUUGUUAUAUCAGAAGGAAUUACUUGAAUAUAGCGGCGGGAAGGGUGUUGUCAUUCAGGCGUAUUCCUCGUUGGGAGCGGUCGAGGGCUGGAAAGUGCUAUCCAUUAAUGAAACGCUUGUCAAAGUGGCCCAAAAGUAUCAGAAGACUGUGCCGCAGAUACUCCUCAAGUGGGGUCUUCAGCAUAACGUUUGUGUCAUUCCGAAGACAUCGCGCGUGGAAAACCUGAAACCAAACUUUGAUUUAUUGGACUUUUCGAUAUCGACUGAAGACAUGUCGACAAUCGACUCAUUGAACGCAAACAAACGCUUUUGUUGGGACCCAAACACUGUGCUUUGAAUUGCAUUUCAAAUACAUUUUAUUAAAUUUACAAACAUUUUAGAAAUACAGUAUACGUUAAUAUAAUAAUCUUUUGGGUAAUAGUUUUCAAAUAAACUCGGUUUUCACAAACUCUUUAUAAAUGUAUUUUUGAAUAAAUAAAUGGGA
Molecule: messenger RNA, 1507 nt
Organism: Oppiella nova
Lineage: Eukaryota; Metazoa; Arthropoda; Arachnida; Sarcoptiformes; Oppiidae
Source: the annotation of a GenBank genome assembly